ACAAGGCAGAGCGGAGCCACACUGACUUUCAGUCCAGUCUAUCUCCUGGGAGCCCUGAGCAGCUACUCUGUCAGCCCUAGGGAAGGUUCUAGAAGAGACCGUGGCUGUCCCCUGGGAGAUUCAUGGGCCAGAAAAGGAGCCUCAAGGAGUGGCCAGGGGCCACACACACACCAUGCUGCAGUGCAGACCACCCCAGGAGUUCAGCUUCGGGCCCCGGGCCCUGAAGGAUGCCCUAAUCUCCUGCGAUCUGGCCCUGCAGCAGCUUUACACCUCAGCCUUCUCCCCAUCGGAGAGGCUUUUCCUGUCUGAGGCCUACAACCCUCACCGGACCCUCUUCAGCACACUGCUCAUCCACUCGGCCUUUGACUGGCUCCUGAGUCGCCCAGAGGCCCCUGAGGAUUUCGAGACCUUCCAUACUUCCCUGCAACUCCGGAAGCAGAGCCUGGCCCGGAAACACAUUUACCUGCAGCCCAUAGAUCUGAGUGAGGGGCUGGCGGGAUGCCCCUUGCUGGACCAUCUUCAAAGCUGCGCGGAGGCUUUCUUCCUGGGCCUUCGAGUCAAGUGCCUGCCCACAGUGGCCGCUGCCUCCAUCCAUUGCUCCUCAAGACCCAGUCAGGACGCUGACGGGUUCCAGCUCCACACAGAUGGCAUCCUGUCCUUCUUGAAGAACAACAAGCCAGGGGACGCACUGUGCGUGUUGGGUCUCACGCUGGCUGACUUGUACCCCCAUGAUGCCUGGACCUUCACCUUUGGCAGGUUCCUUCCGGGGCAUGAAGUGGGUGUGUGCAGCUUCGCUCGAUUCUCUGGGGAGUUUCUGCAGGCCGGGCCCAGUGUUCCUGACCCAGCUCUGCUGGAGGCAGCUGCAGAUGGCCCUGAGACACUGCCACAUGAGGGAGGCCGGACCAUAUGCUUCAGUGCCCUGGGCAUGGUUCAGUGCUGUAAGGUUACCUGCCACGAGCUGUGCCACCUCCUGGGUCUAGGGAGCUGUCGUUGGCUCCGCUGCCUCCUGCAAGGGGCACUUAGCCUGGAUGAGGCCAUAAGGCGUCCCCUGGACCUCUGUCCCAUCUGCCUGCGGAAACUGCAACACCUCCUGGGCUUCAGGCUCCUGGAGAGGUACAAGAGACUCCAGACUUGGACCCGAGUGACAGUGGAGAUGUGGUCUGGACAAGAGACUGGGGAACCAUCUGUGUCAGAGGAAACCCUGCCCUUCAGUGCUGACUCAGGCGUCGGCUGUGAGAGCGACACAGAGCCUGUGACUAGCCCAUCAGAGCCCGUCACCCCUGACACGUGGAGUCGUGCCUUCCCCGAUGGGCCUGAACCAGGGUCUGAGGAUGGGCUGAGCUCUCUGGUGGCCUCAGAAGUGUUGCUGAAGCUCGGGGGGCCCGUGGAGGCCAUUGAGGAGUAUGGACGGUGGCUGGAUGCAUGCAUCCAGGCCUUGGAGAGGGAAGUGGCUGAAGAGGAGUUGGUCCAGGUCGAUGCAGCUGUGGACGCCCUAGGCCGGUGGGAGAUGUUCACAGGGCAGCUCCCUGUCACCAGGCAGCACCUGCCCUGUGCCAAGGAUAAUGUGGGGCUGCGCAGGGUCCUGGGGGACAAGUUCUUUUCCCUGAGGCGGCGGCUGAGCUCUCGAAGACUUGCCAAGGCCGGUUCUUCCCACUGCCGCUGGGGGGCGGAGAAUUAAUGCAGCGAGAGGGACCAUCUGAAACAGUGAAGUCAGCUCCUGGGAUUUUUUUCCUGAAGAUACCAACCAACCAUGCCUGCCCAGUGACUGAGGGUACUCUGGUAUCUUUAGGAUUAAAAGAAAUGUCCCCAGAAGCUGAGGAAAUGCUCCUUGGGUGCUUGACCACAGGGUCCCCAUGUUAUGGGGCCUGCAGCCAUGGCCGAGAGGCAGGAGGUAGCCACAUGCUUGCUUCCUACCUACAGGAGGGGGCUUUGGUCUGUCAAAUUAAUCAUAGCUGGAGCUCUGGACUACCCUGGGGCAUGGAUUUUGUAGCUAUGUGUGUUUUUGUGGCUGCGUGUCUGUGCACAUGAGUGCAGCUGCCCUCAGAGGCCAGAAGAGGGCGCCAGAAUCCCUGGGUGCCAUUACAGGAAGUUGUGAGCCUAUGUGGGAGCUUGAAUUGAACUCAGGCCCUCUCUCUGCAAGUACAGUGCACACCUUUAAUGUCUGAGCCCUCUAUCUCUCCAGCACUGUGUCUUGGCAGCCUCGUGUCACUCACAUGGGGUGCUUUCUGCUCCUCAAGACUGGCUCAGGUUUUUGUGGAGCUCCUGGAGAAAUCUGUGCCCUGUCAGGAUGACCAUUUCUCCAGACAGAAGUGGGGUGAUGGGGUGACUAUGAACAGGUUCAUGGGGUUGGACAUGGAAGGCAGAGAGAUCCUUUCUCCAACCCUGAGGCUGCUGCUUGUACUGUUGCUACCAGUUAGGCCAGUGUGGUGGUGGGGACUUGCCCUUCUGUCUUUGAUGCCAUUUUUCCUGUCGCAGUCUAUAAACUCCUGAUGGAAGAACGGUGUUAAAAUUAUUCAUCCACAGCUGUGUUUUUCUCCUUUGUUUCUGUGUCUUGUAUUGUUGAAGCUCUGACACACACACACACACACACACACACACACACACACACACACACACAGUUUUCCUGAAGUGACCUUCAUUGUUCUCCAGUGUCCCAGCUGGCUAACAAUGCCAGUCUCACUGUCCCCAUUGUCCAGGGAGGAAGGAGCAUAGGGGUCUUGGCGAGUCAAAGGGAGCAUGUGCAUCUUUUAGGUGAGUGGCUGUGUUGGAUCUCUAGGGAAGGUUUGUUAGGGUCCACAGUUCCCGAGGUCACAUCUGAGAUGGGUUGGCUCUGUGGCUUUUAGGAUGUGGUGACACAGAACAUCACAGUGGGGGAGAGCAUGUGGAGAGAUGCUCACCUUACAGAGGCCAGGAAGCAAAGCAGAAGGGGGCCACUGAUCUCUCUACCCUUUAAGGAAACAUUCCCACUGAUCCCUUCCUGCUGAGCUCUGUCUCCUAUCACUACCUCACCCCUCAUGGGUUUUUUUUUUUCCCCUUCCCUUUUUGGGAUAAGGUCUCAGUAGCCCAAGCUGGUCUCUCUCUAUGUAGUCAAGACAACUGUUUAUGGCCUUCCUGCCUCCUCAGCUUCAUGCUGUGAGUCCUUUAUGUCCCCUGUUGUGUGCUUCCUUAUGCUUUCUGGCUUUAUUGGGUGAACAGCAGAGCCUAGAUCAUGGCCAUGGAUACCUCUUCAGUUGCCCUGAUGUCCCCUCUUCUAUCUGGAGCCCAGGCUCACAUCAGAGAGGAAGGCAGGACAUCAUUUUGUUCCUGUUCAUGACAGAAACUGCUGGGGAUGGAAAAUGGAGUUUCACCUCAUGGCCUGGGCAUGAGCAGGGAGGGGCUGUUGUCCUGGAAUACUGUCCCUAGGACACAGACCUUUGUGGAUAAGAAGACCCUCUAAAGUGCUUAAAAACACAGACAUGUAGUGCUGGGGAGCUGGGUAAAACUAAAAGUCCAAACUUAGAUCCUGCUGAGGUCGAAGGGGAUGCUAGAACAUUCCUGGGAUGUGUUCACAUACAGGAGGUCUGUGAACAGUGCCACAGUUAGCCACUCUGUGGAUCCAACAGGCAGAGAUAGCCAGGGUUUGGAGGGACAGGCAGCUGUGCCCAAGUCUUCCUGGGAAGGACAGGAAAGGUCUUGAAAAAGAGCGUGCGCAUGUUCAGGCCAGAGGUCAAUCUUUUUUGAGACUGGGUUUCUCUACACAGCCUUGGCUCUCCCGGGACUCACUCAGUAGACCAGUUUUUUUUUUUAUUUUUAAAGAUUUAUUAAUUAUGUAUACAGUGUUCUGCCUGAAUGGCAGAAGAGGGCACCAGAUCUCAUUAUAGAUGGUUGUGAGCCACCAUGUAGUUGCUGGAAAUUGAACUCGGGACUUCUGGAAGAGUAGCCAGUGCUCUUAACCUCUGAGCCAUCUAGCACCCCAGUCUGGGGUCUAAUUCACAGAAAUCCACCUGCCUCUCUCCUCAGUGCGGAAAUUAAAGGCUUGCCCCACUAGGUUUGGCCUAUCUUGCUAUUUUAAAAAUAUUUUUAUUAAUUGAGAAUGUCUUAUCUUGCUUUUUUGAGACAGGGUUUCUCACUAGCCUGGAACUUGCCAUGCAGGCUUGACUGACGCCAGUUAGCCCUUACAGAGCUGCCUGUCUCCACCUCUCCAGAGCUGGGAUCAUGUACCACCAUGCCCAGCUUUGUUACUCGGUUCCUGGGGAUCAAACUCAGGUCCUAAGCACCUUUGCUGGCUGAGGUGGUAUUUCUUUAUCCCCUCAGGCUGAACCUCGCCAUCUUGCUCAGCCUCCCACUUAUGCCUUGCUGUGCCUCUAAGUGCAGGAAAAUUGUUGUGUCCGCUAGCUCACUUCCCUUAUUAAAAUCUUGGCGUAUGUGAACAGGCAGAUGAAGGCACACAUGUCGUGGCAUGCAUGCGGAGGUCAGAAGAAAGCUUUCAGAAGUAGGUUCACCCUGUAGGUACUGGGGAUUGAACUCAGGUCAUCAGGCUUGUGUGGCAAGCACUUUUCAACCAUCUUGCCACGCCAGCCUCCCACCAUGCCACUCCUAUUUCAUGGCUCCAGAACCUGAAGUGGUCCGGAACCACGUGAGGCUCAGCAACAUAGAGCUGAGUGAAAUUUAGGCUGUUGGCCCUGCACGAGUCCUCUGCCUUCGUCCACUGUGUUCUUUGAACUCUGAGAAAUUAGGUAGAAUAAAGAGCUGCACAGAUGGCUGAGGACCUGCGCCCUGACUCUCAGGCAUUCCCCACUCAGCUCUGUUAAAGCUUCUGAAAGUUUCCACACACUUACCUCCAUAGGGUGGGAAGAUGGAGGUACACUAAGCAGAAGAAAAAUCAGGCCAGUGAGAUGGCUCAGUGGGUAGUGUGAGCCUGCCAACCUGUGUUUGAUCUUCUGUGUAAAUGUGGAAGGAAAGAAUUGAUUCCCCAAAGUUGCCCUCUGACCUCCACACACAUGCCGUGGCAUACUUGCACACACAUGCAAUAAUAAAAAUAAUACUAAUAAAACAAAGGCCCCUGGGGAUCCAAUCCCUCUGCAGCCUAAAGCAGGGGGCCUGUAACCUGCCAACUAUCACAGGGAACACGGUAUGCUGGGUGGGGCUGAACCCACAGUGACCCCCAGAUGUUUCUUGGAAACUGCCUUUUAAAACAAGCCUCUUGACUUAAAGCUUGUUUUCAUUUGCCUCUUACCCAAGGAGCAGAGCUCAAAAAUAAACCUGAGUUAUUUUGGGCUCCAGCCGGCAAUGAGCGGUGAUGCUGGGGAACGCUGAGCCAGGAAGGGCUCCAGCCACUGUCCACUGAUCCUUUGCAUUUCUUGCAGCAGACUUCAGAAGCUGGGUUCUUGGGCUGGGGAUGUUGCUCAGGUGGUGGAGUACGUGCUUAGCAUUCAGGAGGCUAUGGGUUCCACUGUCAGUGCUGGGUUAUAUAAACCAGGCUUGGUGGUACCCAGCUAUAAUCCCAGCACUCAGGAGAUGGAGGCAAAAGGACUAGCAGAAGUUCAUGGUCAUUCUUAGCUACUCAGCAACAAGCAAUUAGAGGUCACUGUGGUAUACACGAGAUCCUAUCUACUCAAGCAUGAGGACCUGAGUUCAAAUCCCAAGAGCCCACAUAAAAAGCCAUGCAUGGUCAGGAAUACCCGAGCACCUAGCGCUGUGGAGUGGGGGAAAGGGGAGAGACAGGAGGCUCACUGGGUUUUGCUGGGUGCCAGGCGAGAUCCAGGUUCAAUAGAGACCCUAUCUCCAAACAGAUUGCCAACAGGCCAAAUUUAUCUAGACAUUCUAUUGAGACUUCCCAAGUGAGUCUAGAUUUGAGUAGUAGAUAAUGAAAACUAACUGCCAUACCAAGGACUGAAUAAAAAGGAGAAAGCCAGUGACUGGGACCCUCAGUCCCAUGAACAGCUCUGCCAAGACUGUGAAUGGUUGGGACCAUGUUCCUUUGGGUAGGUCACACAAUAAAGGUGACAAGGUGACGGUUGGAACAACCCUCUUUUAUUCUGCUCACAGUGCUGGGGCUAGAAAAGGAAGCCCCUAACCACCAUGCUUCCCAGCAUUGCUAUGGUACUCCCUGGCAGAGGCUGGAGUCUCCACUACCACAAGCUCACUCAGCACUUUGAUUGGUUCUUGGUGCUUCUGUGAAGCGAGCCACCCACUCAAAGCUUUGUUAUUUAGUGUGGGGUACACAUGUCCAUGUGCAUGAGCAGAGGCCAGAGGAUGUCCAGUGCUCUGCCUUACCACUCUCACUCACCGCAAGGUCUCGCUAGGAGCAGUGCUGGUGGCCAGCAAGUACCUGUCCCAGUCCUCCACAGUGCUAGGGGUGUAGGUGACAUUUUAUGUGGGUGCUCUGGAUUUGAACUCCGGUUCUGUUGCUCUUAAGAGCCAUCUCCCUGGCCCCUUUGGAGUUGAUGUCAUGCAUGCCAGGCUGUGACUGUGUAAGCAGCAGUAGAUGGCCUUUAACUCCUGCUUCUUCUGCCUCCACCUUCCAAGGUGUGUGACACAGUACCUGGAUAAGGGUACAUUUUAAUGUACAAACCACAUCAAAUCACAUGUGUUUGGGGGCUUUCAUUUGAAAAUGGCAUUUAGGAUGGCUCAGGCACAUGGAACUGAAAUUUGCAGUAGUGAAUCUUCAAGUGAGGAAGGCUGUGCUUUUGAGAUGGAAAAAGGAGAAAGUGAGUGUAGCUUUGCUUUGAGCCAUGGUAACCAAGGACUCCUUCUGACCAACAUCCAGAGGUGUGAAGUAGAGGGCAGCUGGCCCUGAGCUACUACUGCCCUAGUGGAGCCCUAACAAACCAUAACCAGUUCAGCCCCUGAGCUGGCCAGUCACAACCCAUCGGCUUGCUUGUUAUUACUUUCGUGUGUGGAUGUGCAUGUGGAGGUCAUCCUUGGGGCUGUCCACCAUACUGAGACAAGGUGUCUUACUGGGACCCGAGGCUUACUGGGUCUCUGUCCCUGCUUCCCCAGGGCUGGGGUUACAGAUGCACACACCACUCAUGGCUUUUCAUGUGGGUGCUGGGGGUCAAACUCAGGGUCUCAUGCUUGUAUGGAAAGCAGUUUUCUGAUUGGGCCACCUCCCCAGAUUUCUUUUUGCUAUUAUUUUUAUCUUAUCAAAGAAGUAGGGAAAUCUUAAGACUAGAAAUCCUGGACAACUCUAAAUUACAGAAUGAGUCAAGAACUUUGAAAUAAUUUAUGUACAGGAGUUAACUAAGAACACCUCUCAGAAUGCCUCCCCACCCGACCCCAGCCUGUCCUUUAACAUCUAUAGUCUAAGUAGGCAGGAAGCAAUCUGAUUUUAGGAAGUUUAUUGUUACAUUUUUUUUUUGCAGUAAUAGAGGAGGCACAAAUAACCUUCUGCUUCUCCAACACUGCAAUAAAAAGGACAAUAGUCAAGGGUAACAGUGAAAUUAAAAAAAAAUACAAAAGCCUAAUGUCUGGGAGACAAAUGACUACAAUCUAUGUGUAGAGACUUGUAAAUGAUUUCAGCCUCGCCCUGCAAACACUGU
This is a messenger RNA of Alexandromys fortis (reed vole), 7520 nucleotides long. It is a transcript of the gene Amz1, whose product is annotated as archaelysin family metallopeptidase 1. The transcript is spliced from 6 exons. Gene Ontology annotation, biological process: proteolysis. The record is from RefSeq and is a predicted model, not a curated record. NCBI's taxonomy places the organism in Eukaryota, Metazoa, Chordata, Mammalia, Rodentia, Cricetidae. The coding region runs from base 173 to 1678 and encodes 501 amino acids. Gene Ontology annotation, molecular function: metallopeptidase activity.